CGAAAUUCAGUCAAAAAAUCAACUUUUUUUUAAAUUUAAUUAUUUUUACAGAAAAUGACGAUCACCGAUUACUUUGGAGGCUUAGCAGACAAUCCCUAUUUCGGGGCAGGUUUCGGGCUUUUCUCCGUGGGACUUGUCACAGCGAUGGGACGCAAAGGCAUGCAAGCCGGAUUCAUCCUUUUUCGCAGGCAUUACAUGAUAACGUUGGAGGUUCCGUGUCGCGACAAAUCGUAUCAGUGGUUGUUGCAGUGGAUCACGAAGCGAGGGGCACGAAAAACGCAGCAUUUGAGCGUCGAAACGACUUUUGUGCAAAAAGAUACGGGUCAUGUCUCGACGAAUUAUGACUUUAUUCCGAGUGUUGGGACUCAUAUCAUGUGGUAUAAUGGGCAUUGGAUACGCGUUGAACGCACACGGGAGCAACACACGCUCGAUCUUCACAUGGGAACACCUUUUGAAACGGUAACGCUCACGGCGCUGGGUCAAAAUAAGGAAAUGUUCUACAAAAUGUUGGAAGAGGCACGACAACUUGCCCUGAAAGAGACUGAAGGGAAGGUUGUCAUGUACACAGCGAUGGGAUCUGAAUGGCGUCCCUUUGGGCAUCCAAGGAAAAAGCGAAAUAUCAACUCUGUGAUCCUCGAUGAUGGCAUUUCCGAUCGAAUUGUUGCCGAUUGCAAGGAAUUUAUCACAAAUCACAAAUGGUACACAGACCGUGGAAUCCCGUAUCGUCGCGGUUUUCUCUUGCACGGACCUCCAGGAUGCGGAAAAUCGAGUUUUAUCACUGCCUUGGCGGGAGAAAUCGAAUAUGGGAUAUGUCUCUUGAACUUAUCUGAACGUGGAUUGACUGACGAUCGCUUAAAUCACUUGCUGAAUGUCGCGCCGCAACAAACGAUCAUUUUAUUGGAAGAUAUCGAUGCGGCAUUUGUCUCGCGGGAAGAUACACAACAACAAAAGGCAGCUUACGAGGGUUUAAAUCGAGUUACGUUCAGUGGUUUACUGAAUUGCUUAGACGGAGUCGCUUCAACAGAGGCAAGAAUUGUAUUUAUGACGACAAAUUACCUAAAUAGACUCGAUCCGGCACUGAUAAGACCCGGCAGAGUCGAUGUUAAAGAGUACAUUGGCUAUUGUUCGCAGUCACAGUUGGAGCUGAUGUUCCUGCGAUUCUAUAACGGCACCGAAGGGGCAGAAAAUGCGAAGAAAUUCGCGGAAAAAGUCAUGUCUUUUGGCAAAAAUGUGAGUCCGGCACAAGUUCAAGGCUAUUUUAUGGUGCAUAAGAUGUCGGAUCAGCAAACUGUGUUAGAAAAUGUCGCUGAUAUUUGGGAAAAUAAGUAAAUCUAGUCGUGAAUUGCAUAAAAAAUAUAGGAAAAAAGUCAAAAUUUAAUUAAUUACUAACAUUUUCAUUCAACGGCAGUGAUUGCAAAACGAUAAAAAGUCAUUUAUUCACCCCCUUCUUCGCCC
This is a messenger RNA of Culicoides brevitarsis, 1455 nucleotides long. It is a transcript of the gene Bcs1, whose product is annotated as mitochondrial chaperone BCS1. Bases 55 to 1329 code for a protein of 424 amino acids. Lineage: Eukaryota; Metazoa; Arthropoda; Insecta; Diptera; Ceratopogonidae. The transcript has 2 exons. Gene Ontology annotation, cellular component: mitochondrial inner membrane. Gene Ontology annotation, biological process: mitochondrial respiratory chain complex III assembly; protein insertion into mitochondrial inner membrane from matrix. Gene Ontology annotation, molecular function: ATP hydrolysis activity; ATP binding. The record is from RefSeq and is a predicted model, not a curated record.